This is a messenger RNA of Choloepus didactylus (southern two-toed sloth), 1944 nucleotides long. It is a transcript of the gene HDAC3, whose product is annotated as histone deacetylase 3. The transcript is spliced from 15 exons. Gene Ontology annotation, molecular function: histone deacetylase activity. The record is from RefSeq and is a predicted model, not a curated record. Bases 8 to 1360 code for a protein of 450 amino acids. NCBI's taxonomy places the organism in Eukaryota, Metazoa, Chordata, Mammalia, Pilosa, Megalonychidae.
GGCACGCAUGCCCGGGGGUGGGGCUGGCGGACUGGCGGGCGGUGGAGGCGCGGGGCCUGGUCUUGGAGUCACCAUGGCCAAGACCGUGGCCUAUUUCUACGACCCCGACGUGGGCAACUUCCACUACGGGGCUGGGCACCCUAUGAAGCCCCAUCGCCUGGCAUUGACCCAUAGUCUGGUCCUGCACUACGGUCUCUAUAAGAAGAUGAUCGUCUUCAAGCCAUACCAGGCUUCCCAGCAUGACAUGUGCCGCUUCCACUCCGAGGACUACAUAGAUUUCCUGCAGAGAGUCAGCCCCACCAAUAUGCAAGGCUUCACCAAGAGCCUUAAUGCUUUCAACGUGGGCGAUGACUGCCCAGUGUUUCCCGGGCUCUUUGAGUUCUGCUCCCGUUACACAGGCGCAUCUCUGCAAGGAGCAACCCAGCUGAACAACAAGAUCUGUGAUAUUGCCAUUAAUUGGGCUGGUGGUCUGCACCAUGCCAAGAAGUUUGAGGCCUCAGGCUUCUGCUAUGUCAAUGACAUUGUCAUCGGCAUCCUGGAGCUGCUCAAGUACCACCCUCGGGUGCUCUACAUCGAUAUUGACAUCCACCAUGGUGAUGGGGUUCAGGAAGCCUUCUACCUCACUGACCGGGUCAUGACAGUGUCCUUCCACAAAUACGGAAAUUACUUCUUUCCUGGCACAGGUGACAUGUAUGAAGUUGGAGCAGAAAGUGGCCGCUAUUACUGUCUCAAUGUGCCCCUACGGGAUGGCAUCGAUGACCAGAGUUACAAGCACCUUUUCCAGCCGGUUAUCAACCAAGUGGUGGACUUCUACCAACCCACAUGCAUUGUGCUCCAGUGUGGUGCUGACUCUCUGGGCUGUGAUCGAUUGGGCUGCUUCAACCUCAGCAUCCGAGGACAUGGGGAGUGUGUAGAAUACGUCAAGAGCUUCAAUAUCCCUCUCCUGGUGUUAGGUGGAGGCGGUUAUACUGUCCGGAAUGUGGCCCGCUGCUGGACUUAUGAGACGUCAUUGCUGGUAGAAGAGGCCAUUAGUGAGGAGCUUCCCUAUAGUGAAUACUUCGAGUACUUUGCCCCGGACUUCACGCUCCAUCCAGAUGUCAGCACCCGCAUCGAAAAUCAGAACUCGCGCCAGUAUCUGGACCAGAUCCGCCAGACAAUCUUUGAGAACUUGAAGAUGCUCAACCAUGCACCUAGUGUCCAGAUUCAUGAUGUGCCCUCAGACCUCCUGACCUAUGACAGGACGGAUGAGGCUGAUGCAGAGGAGAGAGGUCCCGAGGAGAACUACAGCAGGCCAGAGGCACCCAAUGAGUUCUAUGAUGGAGACCACGACAAUGACAAGGAAAGUGACGUCGAGAUUUAAGAGUGGCUGGGGAUGCUAUGUCCCAAGGAAUUCCUUUUCACCUCUUGGUUGGGUGGGAGGGAGAAGACGUGACUUCCCCAAUGCUGGACAGAUCACAACCAGGGUUUGUUACCAACUCUGGGGAAAGGUUUGGAGACCACAUCUGGUUCUAAAACCAACUUCCCCUUUUCCUCUGCCUCCUAAGGUCUGACAGUGGUACCUAUUAGGGAGGGGAAAGGAGCAAGGACAGCUGUCUCUGGGAUAUCUUGGGCAAUGGGCCCUAGAAGCCAGUCCCCACCCCUCUGCCCCCCUUACUUCUAUGCUUCCCUCCAACCCAGAGACUUAGGCCUGAAGGGGGGUAGGCAGGAUUGAGAUUGCCUCUGAUUCCUCCUUGCCUGGGUUUUCCUGCUGCAGGCUUUUCUUCCAGGACAGGUGAAGUGUGAGAGGUUUCAGGGAUUCUGACUCCCUAACACCUUAAUCUCAGAUGAUGGAAUGUAUGGUUUUGUGUCAGGGGAGGAUGUGAAAAUGUCAUGUUCUAACUUUUUUGGCUUCAUGUCCAUUUUACCACUGUUUUUAUCCAAUAAAUCAAGUUGGUAUUUUUUGUA